UUUACGUCAUCGUUGUGCGACCGUCUAAUUAUGUCAUGGCGUCGGUGGAUUUCAGAGACAACCUGCUGGGCAUAUCCUGGGUGGACAGCGGGCUGGUACCCAUCCUCAACCCUGGAAAUGUACUCGACUACUUCUCGGAGAGAAGUAACCCCUUCUAUGACCGCACUUGUAAUAACGAGGUGGUGAAAAUGCAACGUCUCAGCCUGGACCAUCUUAAUCAGAUGGUGGGUGUGGAGUACAUUCUUCUCCAUGCGCAAGAGCCCAUUCUCUACAUCAUCCGUAAGCAACAGAGGCAGUCACCCACGCAAGUGAUUCCCUUGGCUGAUUACUACAUCAUCAUUGGAGUGGUCUAUCAGGCCCCGGACCUCAGCACAGUCAUCAGCUCUAGAGCGCUUUCUGCUGUGCACGGUAUCCAGUCUGCGUUUGACGAAGCCAUGUCCUACUGUCGCUACCAUCCCUCCAAAGGAUACUGGUGGCACUUCAAAGACCAGGAGGAGAGAGAAAAAAACAAGCCAAAGACCAAGAAGAAAGCAGAGCCGGGUUCACUGUUCCAGAGACAUCGUGUGGACACUCUACUUUUAGACCUCAGGUCAAAGUUCCCGCCAACCUUCUAUCAGCCAAAGCCUGGAGAGAAGCCCAUUCCAGUGGAGGUGAAAAAAGAGCCUGAACCCACCACGGAAACAGUCAAACAAGAGGAAAGGGAGCCGGCGGCCAAAUCAACUGCCGCCACCGCCGCCGCACCAGCCAGCAAGCCGCCUCCUGAGAAGCGAGCGCGGCUCCAGUGACGACCAUUACUCAACCAACGGGAAAACCAUUUACGACUUCUUCUUCUGCUACUUGGCAUCUAUUUGAUCAGGAUAAAGACGUUCCUGUGACGGUUCCUUGAUGCCUCACAGACAGCCAUAUUGAAUAAUAAUGAUAAUAAUAUGAAACCUGGUGCGGUGAUCCAUUGGAUGUUUGAUAAUGAUUAUGAUGACUUUGGCAUUUUGCAGCCAGGAUCAGUUUCAUUUCCGGUCCACCUUUUUUCACAUGCAGAAAUUAUGAUGUCAUCAGCUCCUCACCCGUUUCAUUUUAUACACUGCUCUUCGUCUACGAUUUGUUUUAAGAUAUAUUAUUUCCCCAUGUGUUUUUAUUCUUGACAACAAAGGACUCACUGCACAGUCUUGUCAUCUGUUUUUCAAUAAUAAAAAAAAAACAGGAAUCCAGCAGGAAAUGCUUUUUAUGAUCGUUACGCUUGAGCUUAAAUGUGUUAUGGAUUCUGUUUAAAUGGAUUGGAUGAAUGUAUUCACACUACGAUGUUAAAAUGAGCACAGUGAUAAAAAUAUUAAUACAUUUGA
Phycodurus eques (leafy seadragon) is the source of this 1337-nucleotide messenger RNA. RefSeq names its product mediator complex subunit 6 (gene med6). Gene Ontology annotation, cellular component: core mediator complex; mediator complex. Gene Ontology annotation, biological process: regulation of transcription by RNA polymerase II. Lineage: Eukaryota; Metazoa; Chordata; Actinopteri; Syngnathiformes; Syngnathidae. Gene Ontology annotation, molecular function: transcription coactivator activity. The coding region runs from base 36 to 785 and encodes 249 amino acids. The transcript has 8 exons. The record is from RefSeq and is a predicted model, not a curated record.